Molecule: messenger RNA, 1951 nt
Organism: Folsomia candida
Lineage: Eukaryota; Metazoa; Arthropoda; Collembola; Entomobryomorpha; Isotomidae
Gene: DNApol-alpha73
Product: DNA polymerase alpha subunit B-like
Biological process (GO): DNA replication initiation; DNA replication
Cellular component (GO): alpha DNA polymerase:primase complex
Molecular function (GO): DNA binding
Source: RefSeq, a predicted model, not a curated record
UCCGGAAGCAACAGGCAGAAGAGCUUCCUCCUCCGCCGAUUCUCUCCAGACCGAUUUCUUCAUAGAAUACCCGGGCACGUGGUCCCUUCCCGUCUCUUUGUCUCCAUCAACCACAGAACCCACCAAAACCAACUAAAUCGCGACCAGGAGGAAAGAAAUAGUGAAAAGAUUUAUUUACAUUGAAGCGAACUGCAACUGGACGAAGAACACAGGUUUAGCAACAUAAAUCAAGCCUAAAAGUAGCUGCUGGGAACCAAGGCAUAAAAUGGAAUUGGAAUUGGAAAGUUCAGACUCUGAUGAGGAUAUAUUGGCGAAAUAUGCCUCUGCGGAUGCAAGAACCCCAUCCUCUGUUAUUCCCAAGCGGAAGAUUGAGAAGAAACCUUUCAUUUCUGGAGUAAGAAAUGUGGUCCAGUCGCCAAUUGGGAAUGCAAUUGGUCAAACCCCAACCGGACUUUCACCAGCAAAUGUCAAAGCAUCGGAAAAGUAUGGAAGUCGAAAGAACAAAGGGGAUGUCAUUUUUCGCUACAAAUGCAAAGAUUCAGGAGCAUGGGAAGCGGAAAAGACUCGGGACAAGGCUGCUUGCGAAAUUACAAAUAUUGAACCCACGUCAAAAUGUAGUAACGACUAUAAUUUCAAGUACAUGUUUCAAAAGGUGAAGGAAAUGUCGCUAACAAUGGACAAUAUUGUUCAAACCGUAGGAACAGAAAUUUGUGACCAAUUGGAAAAAGAAGACGAAACUGCUGCUGCUGCUGAUGGUGCAAAUGAAUCCCAAACUGAGGAGCGAGUUUCCUAUUCUCGAGCAUCAUUGGACGAGAUGGCAUUUCAACAACAUCGAUACGUGGGCAGGAUCCGAAGCGACGGGAAAUUGACGUCAGAAAGUGUAUACUUUGAGGGAUCCAUGGAAGACUCGGAUGGUCAUGUGGUUACCUUGGACUUGUCGGCGUUGGAGGAGUACCACAUAUUUCCAGGACAGAUUGCAGUUGUCGAAGGGAAAACUGAAAUGGGGAAAUGUCUUCGUGUCAACAAAAUUCAUGAGCCCAGACUCAUUCGCUUCCCAAGUAUUUCCAAUAAUGGGAGAAGAGGGACGAGAGCACCGCUGGAUAUAAUAAUUGCUGUGGGUCCCUUCAAUCCAGUUGACUCGAUGAAGUUUGACCCGCUGGAAGACUUGAUUAACGUGGUGACCAGAGAUGAGCCGGACGCCUGCUUUCUUCUUGGGCCAUUUUUUGAAGCUUCGCAUCCAAAAAUUGAUGAAGUUGGCAAUGCGGGUCAUACUUUCGAUCAAAUGUUCCAACAUCAAUUGAAGCUUUUAUUGGAUAAACUUUCCACAAAAAGUACGAGAAUAAUUUUGGUUCCUAGUUAUAAAGAUGUCAACUGUCAAAUGGUGUAUCCAACACCACCAUACUCGACUCAUGGGAUUAAAGAUUCUGAGAAGAAAAUAUGGGUUCUUCCGGACCCAGGAACAGUCUCAAUUAAUGGUUUGGUUGUUAGUGUGACGUCAACUGAUAUUCUAAUGCAUUUGAGCAAGAAUGAAUUAUCCAACUCCACCGUUGGCGGAGACCGAAUGGGGCGUUUGGCUAGACACGUGCUAACUCAACGAAAUUUUUAUCCACUGUACCCCCAAGCUGGCGUCCCAUUCGAUGUUGAACAUCACGCUCAGAUUGGCCGACUUAGGGUUCGUCCCCACGUCUUAAUCCUUCCUUCCGACCUUCGUUAUUUUAUCAAAGAAGUCGACGGGUCCAUUGUAGUCAAUCCCGAACAUCUCACAAAGGGCUCGAGUGGUGGAACAUUUGCGCGGAUCCAGGUGGAUCUAUCAACCCCUCCAGAAAAUGAGCCCUUCACAUCAAUUGCAGACUUUUGUAUUGGCGAAAUUAUCAAAAUUUAAAAUUAUUAUUUGUACUGCACAAGUAAUUUAAUAUCAACAUAAUAAAGAAAUUAAGUACAUACAAAGUUA